Messenger RNA from Symbiodinium sp. CCMP2456, 1773 nucleotides. The record is from the annotation of a GenBank genome assembly. Lineage: Eukaryota; Dinophyceae; Suessiales; Symbiodiniaceae.
AUGGUGAUCAUCUCUUUGGGCGAGGACCUCCCGAAGGAGGUCCAAAGGCCGACCAGCCAAGCCAAGGCUCCAGUGGUGCAGCCGGAGGAGCCAAAAAGAGUCUCGAAGGCCUCGCAAGGCCCCAAGGCCGCUGAGAAAGCUGCCGAAAGCGAGCCGCGGCCCGGCAAAGCAGACAGCAAGGCCGAGACGCAGAGCGCCUCCAAAAGAGCGGGCUCCGUCAAGAAGGCGAAGGCCAAGGAGCCAACAGAAGCAAAGGAGACGCCUUCCUCGAAGCAGGAGCCCAAGCCCGGUUCAAAGGGAAGCCAAGGCUCCAAGAAGAAGGCGGACAAGGAAAACAAGGAAGUUCUGCAGCUGGGAAAACUUGAUGGCUUGCAGCUGGAGGUGCGCCAAACACGUGGCGAACCUGUCGACAGUACCAAGCAGAUGCGUGCUGCUCUCUUCGAGCUCACUACAGCCUUUCAAGCUGGAAACAAAGCAGCUGCCUUCCAGGCCAUGGGGCAGCUGGCGCAGAAUCCGCAAGGUAUACAGAGUUUGCAGACACUGCCUGGCAUCGAUGCUGCCACGGCCCGAUACCUCGAGCAGGCUCUAGGUGUGAUGCAGUCUGCGGCGCCUGGGUCGCUGCAGUCGGGGUUGGACGCCCUGCCAGCCAUGAUGGACUACGAUGCUCCCAUUUCCGCCAUCAACUUCCCAGACGAAGCCGAGAGGAAGAUCGUGGCUGACGACUGGAAGCACAUUUCUGCGAGGUCGAAGGCCUUGAAGAAGCCGGCGCAGAAGAAAGCCCCGAGCGCUGCUCCCGCGACGGCUCCGGGGAAGCCCGGAGCCGCUUCCAAGGGCAAGUCCUUCAGCUUCUUUGGCUCCAAGGGCGCAAAGGAGUCGAAGGCUGCCCCCUCGGAGAAGACCGAGGAGGAGGAGUCUGAAAGAGUGAUGGGUGCCAUGGAUUUUAAUGAGCUCGUUACCAUGAAUGCUGGCAUCAUCAGUGCCAACAUGUCUUUCAUUCAAGUCCUGCUGCAGCUGUUCGAGCAGCUGCUGGCUCCAGCUGUCAACGCCGACGAAGGAGGCUUGGACUGCGCCUGUGACGUGGCUGCGCUGCGCCUUUUCCGAGAAGUUCCAGGACAGGUCCUUGUGAAGGAUUUCCAGACAUGCUUGCUCGCCUCAGCCCGGGCGCUCCUACCGGAUGGCUGGGACUCCAUGCACGAGAGUGCCUGGAUAGCUGUCUGGACGUGCAUCGCUGAUCGCCUUGAGCAAUCCCUUCCACUGCCAUCGAAGUAUCAGAAGCCAGUUCAGAACUUUGUUGCAGGGCUGAGCACGGAUCAACGGCAGAAGCUGGGAAAGCGCAGCUUCGAGCGGCUUUUCCGUGAGCACGAGCAGGUCUCCAACCACUUCAACCAAUCCUGGAUGAGAUUGGCUUUCAUCAUCAGCAAGACGCUCGACAUGGCCGUGCGGCUUUUCCACGAGCCGGCGCAGAUGUUCGAUGAGCUGACGCAGUUGGGGCUGAAGCACAUCAUGUUUCAGGCUGACUCCCAGUUCUUCCAGCCCUGGGUCGCGGCACUGGUGGCAGAAAUCCAGCUGAUAUGCCAGGAUGAGAAAGUCGUUGAUGCUAUGAACUUUGCACUCUGCGUGAUUGGUAGCAUCAUCGGACAAGCACUGGAAGCUGGUGCCACGCCCAUACUGAAGGCCAUUGUCACGGACGAUGUCAAGGCCUUGAAGAAGGCAUUGGCUGCGACACCGAGGGGCCAGCGGGCUGAAGCCGUCCUGGGUCGUGGCUACACGUAG